AUGGAGGAAACGGCACAAAUGCACUCCACUUCAGGGAGGGCGAAAUCAUCCGGAACGUCCAACGCAUCGAUACACAAACGUGGGAAGUUUCCAGCCUCAUACGUCUGUGAAAUUUCUGCUAAGGAUGCCCUUCAGUGGUUGGAAAAAUCGGGACGGGCGGUGGCCUUUAUUACACGUCUAACUGAACCACGCUAUUAUGUAACCUUCGUGGGUUAUACAAGAUUGUCAAUAGCAAGAAGUGUGACGAGACUUUGCUCAGAGGUCUGCAGCAGCAGAAUGCGUCCACCCCAUCUCAGGCUAGGCAACCUAUGCAUCGUGUGUAGCGCGUGUUUGAUGGGUUUAGUGCAGGUGCUGCCCAUGAGGACAUCUGACUUGGACUUUGUGGUGGGCAUACAGCCAAGGAGCCUCAAAGGCCAAGCGAUGGUUGUCACGGGGAUUUAUUCCGAGGAGGUUGGAAAGCGCGUGGGCGUGGAAUGCUGGGCGAUUAGUAACUUUCAGCCAGUUCCUGCGCACGAAGUAUUACAAAGCGGUCUUCUCUCCGGUGAGGCCUACGUUAUCCUUCACACCCAACAAGCUGUCGAUACACUUGGGGCUGCCGACCAAAAUAAACUGCAGUGGACUGUGUAUUACUGGCUGGGGCAGGAGUCGUCUGCAGACAAGCGUGCGUGUGUGGCUAUCCACGCGGUAAACCUAAAGGGGUAUCUUGGUGGCGGCAAAAUAGUCCGAUUGGUCCAAGGCGAUGAACCUCCAGAGUUUCUGAAGCUGUUUCCUCAGACUGUCCAGGAGGGCAGCCUGUACGCAUCGUCCUUAAGAGAGCCGGAAGAGACAUGUGCCUCUUUAAGGGUGUAUCUUUUAGAAAACCGCGGCGGUAGUAUUGAGGCAGUUCUAGUUGACGAGUACGAUCCCCCCUUCCACCCGACCUGCGUCUUGCUAUUCGACCAGGGCCCUCUUAAGCAUCUAUGGGGAGUCUUCUCUCUUGGGAGGGGCAUGCAUAACCGGUUGCUCAUCGUAUCAAUGACAGAUAAGUGCAACCAGGCUACUGUGAAAGAGAUUCUACAGGGCAGCGAAGACGUCGCCUUCUGGCAGUGUAUAGAAUGCUUGCCUCCCGAAAAAGACGCAGAUCUCAAGCCUCGACUCGAUUUGAAAGCGCUGCAGGGACGAAUCAUAUUCUAUACUUUGGAAAUCAAUUUGCCGGUUACUUGGGAAACGGUGCGUCACUCCGGAAAGCGCUACUUUCUACAUCGCCAAAGUAAUGGAGAAAUAAAGAAGUACGACCGACUUCCGCUGCUGACCCGCCAAGAGUUCCAAGGAGGGUUCUUCCAGCUGCACCAGGAAAGUAUAGGCUUAAAUAAACUCUCCCGCUAUUGGUUGAAGGAAGAAUGCGUCCACUUCAUAGAUACCGGUAGUAUGAUCUACCAAUGGCUUGGCUCUAAGGCGGACAAACUGUCCCAACUUCUCUGCAGCGAUGUUAAGGAUAUCAUUGCCAACAUUUUCAACCGUCCGGAGUUCGCCCAUUCGAAGCUUUGCCGCCAAUACUCGGAGCCCUUUUUGUUUAAGACUCUUUUUUACGAUUGGGACGACUCGUCAUUGGACCGCUCAAAGGCAUCGACCAGUAAAGGGAGAAGGAGGAAGUUAUGGCCAAUGCCCACGCCUCCAAAGUACGAUGUAGAAUAUGACGUCCUCGCGUUGUUUGCCUAUAAAAAGUGGGAAGACAACGAGUACUACGAUGCACUGCGAGCAGACUGCAACUUUGAAUGCGUCAACGCUGAUAAAUUUGAACACGUGUUUAAACUCAUGCAUGGCUCGUUCGUUCCCGUUUUCGACAAGUUUGCUCCGUUAUACGAAACAGAGAUCCGGAUCUUCCUAGUGGACUACAGAGUAGUGGAAAUUUCCUGUGAAAAAGAGCAGAUCGAAAGGGUCGCUUACGUCUGGCAAGGUCGGAAGGCCUCUCGCAUGGAUUGGCUUACCUUUAGCAUGGGUGCGAAGAACACGUUUAUAGACUUGUUUAUGACCAAAGUGGAUUUGGAGAACCAGGGAGCACAGGCUCAGCUAAAAAGGAAACUACAGAACUACGUCAAGUCUGUUGUACAGUACUGCCACGGAUGGUCGGCGGAAGAUCUCACUUUCCACCUUGCAGCAUCCAUUCUUUUGGAGGACGAGUUCAACGAGUAUAAGAUGGUGCGUAUCCGCCAGCAGCGCGAGCCCGAGCGCUUCUUGUGCCAUUUUAAGUAUAGAAUGGUGUUGUUACGGGGAGCGCCAUCUGAGUCUCCAGCGGCUCGAUUGUUUAAGUAUGGCCAGCAGUCCAAUAUUAUUAAUACGAGAACGCUUGAAGUACAACUGUCGUCCCGCUCACUAAACUCCAAUUACUGUUACUUUCUUGUACUACAACGUGAAAACUGCGAUCACUCUUCGGCCUCUCAAGGCGUGAUAUACUUGUGGAUAGGAAAGCACGUGGGAAAGACCCAGUUUCAGGAUGCCUACGACCAGCUCCUCUAUGCCUUCCCCGAGCAGUACAAAGUGCGCAUUGCCUACGAGGGCCACGAGCAUCCGGAAUUCUGGGGGCGGAUUGGCGAGUCCUGCCUUCUAGAGAAACGCCCCGAAUACGAAAGAGACCGCUACGACCACUUUUGCCGUCUCUUCCGCUGUUCGUCCUCCUCUGGUUUAUUCAAAGUCACCGAGUUAAGCACAGACUUUUGCCAAGACGAUUUGUGCGACACGGAUUGUUUUCUGCUAGACACGCAGCUGCGGCUUUAUUUAUGGAAAGGCAGGCAGUGUAGCGAGUUUACCCGCAAACUUGCGCUUUUGGCCGCAAAAGCAUACUUGAAGGACAAAAGGAGAAGUACUUUGGAGCUGGAGGUGCUGAAUUCUGGUUCGGAGCCUCAAGCCUUCACGCGCUACUUCUUCUCAUGGAAUUAUAAUGAAUAACCAUCUUUUAUAUAAGCGGAGCCAAAGUUCUAUUGCUUUAAGAUCUUGAAAGGAUUGCUGUCAAUCAAUAG
Molecule: messenger RNA, 2996 nt
Organism: Zophobas morio
Lineage: Eukaryota; Metazoa; Arthropoda; Insecta; Coleoptera; Tenebrionidae
Product: protein flightless-1 homolog
Exons: 28
Coding region: 1-2925 (974 amino acids)
Biological process (GO): myofibril assembly; actin filament severing; actin polymerization or depolymerization
Cellular component (GO): actin cytoskeleton; cytoplasm; nucleus
Molecular function (GO): actin filament binding; phosphatidylinositol-4,5-bisphosphate binding
Source: RefSeq, a predicted model, not a curated record